Lepisosteus oculatus (spotted gar) is the source of this 2053-nucleotide messenger RNA. RefSeq names its product lysophosphatidic acid receptor 6 (gene gpr203). Gene Ontology annotation, cellular component: plasma membrane. The record is from RefSeq and is a predicted model, not a curated record. Lineage: Eukaryota; Metazoa; Chordata; Actinopteri; Semionotiformes; Lepisosteidae. Gene Ontology annotation, molecular function: lysophosphatidic acid receptor activity. Gene Ontology annotation, biological process: positive regulation of Rho protein signal transduction; phospholipase C-activating G protein-coupled receptor signaling pathway.
GCUCAUACAAAUGAGCAGAACCACACAAGAAAAAACAACAUAAAAGAACAGACAACAAAGUAUAAUUUUCAAUUCAUGCUUGAAGAACUCUGCACAUAAAACCUUAUUAAAUGUUGUCUUUACAGGCGCACAAUCAAGACACGCAUACUGCAAUAGAAAUGCUCUGCUCUCCUGACAGAUGAGACCGAAUGAUGGAGCUCCAAAACCAGAGCCUGGCCUCAGCUCCUGCCAACUGCACCCUGGAUACCAGCUACCGCUACACCUUCUACCAAGUCACAUACAGCAUCAUAUUUAUCUUUGGUUUGGGGAGCAACACUUUGGCCCUGCAAAGGUUCUGGGCUUCAUCAAAGACGCUCAAUAGCACCGCAGUCUACAUGGUUAACCUGUCUGUGGCAGACCUCUUCUUUGUGGUGUCCCUUCCCCUGAGGAUCUACUACCACCACCACUCUUCCCAGAACUGGAUGCCGGGGGGCACUUUCUGCCAGCUGACUUUCACACUUAAAUACAUCAGCCUCUACGGAGGCAUCUUCUUCUUGGUGUGCAUCGGGGUUGACCGCUACUUUGCUGUGGUCUACCCCUUCAACAAGCGGUGGAGGAGUGUGCGUACCGCUAGGGGAACAAGUGCAGGGAUUUGGUGCCUGGUGUUAGCCCUCAGCAUUUCCCUCCCCUUCCUACACACGGCUGCAGCCCUGCUCCACCAGCCCUGCCUGCUGGACCCAUCGUCCAGCCGCAACCGCCUCUUCAUCGUGGGCAUCCUCCUCCUUGUGGAGGCUGCAUUUCUGCUGCCCAUGCUCCUGCUGCUCUUCAGUUACUGCAGCAUCCUGCACGUGCUGCGUCGCCCUCACUGGGAUCACCGCCGACCUCAUCCGCGCAAGCAGCGAACCUUGACGGUCAUCUACUGGGUGGUGGCCAUCUUCCUCCUCUGCUUUGCUCCUUACCAUUUCAACCUCUUCUGGUAUACCCUCACCAAGGUGCAGCUACUGCCCAACUGCCUCCUAGCCAAGGCCAGCCAGGCACUACACCCUGUGGUCCUUGUCCUGGCUAGCUCCAACUGCUGCCUGAAUCCUCUCAUCUACUAUUUCUCCAGCAAGAUGUUUCACAAGGAUUCUGCCACCAGCACUGGCAGCCAGUGAGCUGAACUGGGAUACUGCACAUAUGGAACCUUUUUUUUCCCCCCUGUAGCUUUGUUGAAAUUUCAUCCUUACCCCAAGAAGAUAGAGAAGAGAAUUUGUGGCCCAGGACGUCUUCUAUGCUAACCAACCAACUGAAGUCCUUUGCAAAUAAGCAAAUAAGGGACUUGAUCUGACAGGAAAAGCAUAGCGUAGCUAAGGACACUUUCAACACUGAACUGCCAAGCUACCUCAAUUGAGUCACAAAGAUAACCUCUGAAAACUGACACCCUUCUUUCCCAUACUACAGCAACUCUGUGAUUUUUGGGAAGCAUCAAAACCCUAGGAAACACUCAUCCUUGUGAACUGUCUCUUAACGAAAACUCGCAAUCACCUGAUGUGAAGAGCUCAUGAAUCAAGACACCAAAGAAAAAAAGAACAAAAUCUUGGUGAAAAUAAAUUUCUGCAGUCCAACAAGGAAUACAAAGUGCAGUUGUUCAUGGACUACAAAUGAUAAACUUCCUACAUUAUAAAUCAAGGAAUGACAAGAUCUCGAGAAGGUUCCAAGGUCUACCCGUAGUAGUAGUAGUAGUAAUAAUAAUAACUUACACUUAUAUAAGGCUUUUCUGGACACAACUUCCAUUAAGUUCAGCUCAAAACUCAUGAAGGAAUCGUAUAGUUUCUGUUAGAUGUGGAUGUUCAAAUGAUUGGAUUUGACUUGUGUGGGAAAGUUCUUGCUGAACCUGUGCUGCAUUCUUUUAACAUUCAUGGAGAUGUGAAAGGUGGGUUAUGUAUAAUUGUUGUACACUUGCUCACAUUAAUCACAGGCUUCUUCUGUUUUGUAUAAGUGUAGGCACUUCUUGACUAGAUACUAUUCUAGUACAAUUGUUUAGCAUUGCACCGCCACUCACUGCUAUCUUCAAUUAUUUAGGAGGUUGUAUUGA